AGCACCACUGACAUUUUUCCUUAUCAAUGACUUAGCCAGACCCUGAUCCUGGCCUGAAGAAGGGAGCCGGAUUGUCCAAGUCUAAGGUCCCUCAGGUCCAUAAGCAGAGCAGUUCGGCAUCAAGCUUUCUCCUGAGGACGCUGAGAUGGAAACAACAGAAGAGCCAACCUCGGGUCUCGGGCAGACCCUGGAGUGGCUGAGAAAGGAGCUGGCUGAGAUGCAGGACCAAGACCAGAGACUCCUGCUUACACUGAGGCACCUUCGCAGCGUCCUGGAGGAGCUCCGCGCAGAGAGUGUCCACUGGGAGGAUGCCAGGUCGAGUGGCGGGACCUCCCCCAUCAGAGCUCGAGCAGGCUCUGAAGGCAGGGGUCGCCAACCCUUCCCCUCCAGGGGCCUGGCCCACCUCCUUCAAGGGGUAGACAGCAGACGAAGUUCCCUCCCUUAACAGGCCGGAGAUGACCUUGACUUUAAACCUCCCCCGACCAGUCUAAACUUUGACUGUGAUGCUGUUGAAAGAGAGCACUGGACUGGGAGUCGGGAAGUCCGGGCUCUGGAUUUACCCCUGCCCUCAUUCACUCGAUGUCCCUGGAACUGUCACUCAGCUUCUCUAUGUCACUCUUUCCUCUGCUGUCACUUAGCAGUAUUUCACAAAUAAGCUAAGAGAUGUGGAUA
Molecule: messenger RNA, 672 nt
Organism: Cervus elaphus (red deer)
Lineage: Eukaryota; Metazoa; Chordata; Mammalia; Artiodactyla; Cervidae
Gene: C23H20orf202
Product: chromosome 23 C20orf202 homolog
Exons: 3
Coding region: 146-445 (99 amino acids)
Source: RefSeq, a predicted model, not a curated record